ACCAACUUAGCCUACAAAUGCAACCAAAAUCAAAGCACAAAGCACAAGCAUAUCAUAGCAUCACCACUAACUGGUAAAACAAAAAGCAGCCAAAUAUUAUUAGUGAUCCGUCUUCGUGUCAAGCAAUAUUAUGGGUUUGCUUGGCAGCUUCUGUAUCCGUGCCUUCUUCGCCCUAGCUCUUGCAACCACGGCGCUGCCUCUGUCUGCAUCACUCUCUCCUUAUUACUACGACAAAACAUGCCCCAACGCCUUGAAAACCAUCAAAAGUGCUGUCGAGGAAGCCGUGAGGGAAGAGAGGCGCAUGGGCGCUUCUUUGCUUCGACUUCACUUCCACGACUGUUUCGUCCUGGGAUGUGAUGCCUCAGUUCUUCUGGACCCAGCACCCACCAUUGACAGUGAAAAGAAUGCAAUUCCUAACAAGGGAUCUCUCAGAGGAUUCGAAGUCGUCGACAAAAUCAAAGCCAAGGUCGACCAGGCCUGCGGGAAACCGGUGGUGUCAUGCGCCGACAUUUUGGCCGUUGCUGCUCGCGACUCAGUGGUUGCGCUUGGGGGGCCAACAUGGCAGGUGCAACUAGGGAGGAGAGACUCAACCACGGCCAGCAGGACAAAGGCCAACACUGACAUCCCUUCGCCAUUCCUGGAUCUGCCUGCCCUCAUUAACAACUUCGGAAAGCAAGGCCUAGACGUCAAUGACCUCGUCGCCCUGUCCGGCGGCCACACCGUCGGUUUUGCAAAGUGUAGAACCUUCCGAGAACGGAUUUAUAACGACACCAACAUCGACCCCACCUUUAGGCGCCAACGCCAAGCCACCUGCCCCAGAAAGGGCGGAGAUGAAAACCUCGCACCGUUGGACCCUACCCCCGUGAUCUUUGACACCAAAUACUUCUCCAACUUGGUGCAGAAGAAGGGUCUUCUACAUACUGAUCAGGAACUAUACAAAUAUGGUGGCCAAACAGACGGGCUAGUGAGGAAGUACAGCACCAAUGCCGGCGCAUUCUCAACGGACUUUGCUGACUCCAUGAUUAAGAUGGGAAACAUAAAUCCAUUAACUGGGUCACAAGGUCAGAUUCGAGUAAACUGCAGGAAGGUUAACUAAUAUGUGUUCACUCGAAGUCAUGGGUCCUGCAGGGUUCUUUGUUUGUUUGUUUAAUUAUGAUUUUUUGUCAAAGAAACAAUUGUUGUGUUACGGAGCAUUAACUUCUAAGAGUUGGCAUCUGAUCUCUUCCAUGAAGAAGCAGAUGUGGAAGUGUGGAUGUUUACCUUAAUUUGUAAAGCUUUGUUCAAGUGAUUUUUGUGAUGAAAUUAAUAAAACUCAACUGUGUUUAAUUA
Molecule: messenger RNA, 1329 nt
Organism: Diospyros lotus (date-plum)
Lineage: Eukaryota; Viridiplantae; Streptophyta; Magnoliopsida; Ericales; Ebenaceae
Product: peroxidase 22.3-like
Exons: 3
Coding region: 131-1096 (321 amino acids)
Biological process (GO): hydrogen peroxide catabolic process; response to oxidative stress
Molecular function (GO): heme binding; peroxidase activity
Source: RefSeq, a predicted model, not a curated record